CAGCAUCGCAUUGCCUCUUUGCACUCAACCAAACUGGGACUCCAUGUCCGGCGAGUGAAGAUCGAGAAGAAGAAGAAGAAGAAGAAGAAGAAGGAGAAGAAGGGUACGAAGAUGAUGAUGAUGACGAUGACCGGCGACCACCACGGCCGCUCCGCCCCGACCGUCCAGAUCCCCGCGUGGGACCCACUCGACGACCCGGCGGCGGCGGCGGCGGCCUCCGGCCGCGGGGGGCCGUACUCCCCUUACUCCCCAACCGCCGGGUACGGCGGCAAUGCCGGGGCGGGGGCGGGGGCGGAGUGCCGCUACGACCUGUCGGCGCUGCGGCGGUACCUGCCGUCGAACGUCGAGGAGGAGGAGGUGGAGGAGGAGGAUGGGGGCGGGACGGGGGAGGACGGGGUGCUGGGGUGCGACGAGUUCCGGAUGUACGAGUUCAAGGUGAGGAAGUGCGCGCGCGGGAGGUCGCACGACUGGACGGAGUGCCCCUACGCGCACCCCGGCGAGAAGGCGCGCCGCCGGGACCCACGCCGGUUCCUCUACUCCGGCACUGCAUGCCCUGAUUUCCGCAAAGGUGCGUGCAAGAAGGGCGACUCCUGCGAGUUCGCGCACGGCGUGUUCGAGUGCUGGCUCCACCCGGAGCGAUACAGGACUCAGGCGUGCAAGGACGGGCAGAGUUGCCGCCGCCGCGUCUGCUUCUUCGCCCACUCCCCUGACCAGCUCAGGAUCCUCCCCACCACCCAGCACCAGCAUCAGCAGCAGCAGCAGCAGCAGCACAGCCCCAGGAGCGCCGCGGACUCCGAAUUCGGGUCCCCUGUCCGCCCCUCUGCGGCGGCGGCGGCCGCCUUUGACUCCUACUUCACCAAGCCCUGGUCUGCCUCCUUCGUAUCGUCGUCGCCGACCUCGAUCCUGACCUCUACCUCGCCCUCGAUCUCGCCCCCGACCAACUCGCCCCCGGUGUCCCCGAACCACCGCGGCUGCUGCGGGUCGCCCGGCUCGGUGAGCGAGCUCGUGGCAUGCAUGAGGAGCAUGCAGAUCGCCAAGAUGAAGAUGAGCCCGCGCGGGCAGAAGGGGGGGUCCCUCUUUGGGUCCCCGCUCCGACCCGGGUGCUACCUCGCGGCGCCCUCGACCCCGAGGGCCGAGUCUUCCCCGCGGUACGGGCAGCUUGGCGGUGGGCUCUUCGAUCUGUGGGAGGCUCACCAUCGCCGCUGCGAGGAGGAGCCCCCGAUGGAGAGGGUCCAGUCCGGGAGAGAUUUGAGGGCCAAGAUGUACGCCAAGCUCAGCAAGGAGAACUCCCUCGACGGCGCCGACCUUCUCGGGUCCGGUUCUGGUCCGGACGUGGGGUGGGUCUCUGAGCUGGUCAUGUGAAGGCGACGGAAGCUUCUGAGUCCUCCCCUGGUCGACUCAGCUCGAAAUUUUUUGAGAAGUGAUUUUUUGGGCUGGUGGGUGGUUCAGCAAUCGGUCGGCGGUUCAGCAAUCGGUCGGCCUGCGAUUCAAAUCUGACUCGAUGUGUGAAUAUAUCUCCGUGUUCAUUUCCAUUGUUGAUGAUUACCCUUCUUCUCAAGGUGUAAAUAUUGGUUGGCGGGAGAGAGAUUUAUGGUCUCUGUUUUGUGGUCCUGAUGACUCUCGAUUUCCCUCUCUGUAAAUGAAGUUUUUAGUAAGCAUUCUUAAGUAUUUUGCAACGCAAAUGCAGCAGAUUCUGUAUAGGAAGAAGAAACAAGAACGUGGAAGGAGGAUUGAUCGAUCUUGGUGGGUGGGUUGUGGCGCUUGGGGCUUGUUUUGUUGAUUAUCGUUUUUUGUCAAGUCCUUCACAUCUCUCUGUAUUAUCUCAUUCUCUCGGAUUAUAAAUGCUGAUUUCCCUUUUCGUGUGUGUGCUCUGUUCUA
Molecule: messenger RNA, 1878 nt
Organism: Syzygium oleosum
Lineage: Eukaryota; Viridiplantae; Streptophyta; Magnoliopsida; Myrtales; Myrtaceae
Product: zinc finger CCCH domain-containing protein 2-like
Exons: 2
Coding region: 112-1362 (416 amino acids)
Molecular function (GO): metal ion binding
Source: RefSeq, a predicted model, not a curated record